AUGGCCCAUGAUAGGGAUGAUCUUUCGGUGCUUGUACACGCAACGACAUGGGCACAACUCUUCGUGUCGACCAUCUUCAUGGGACUCCGAGGCUACAGCCGACUUCGAAAAGUCGGUGUCGGACUCCAGGCGGACGACUGGAUUCUCCUCGCCGGGUGGACCUUUCUUCUCCUGGCCUCGGCCUGCUUGUCUUGGCUAAUGGUGGUCUUCUUGAUCCCAGGCAGCUUGACAAAGAUCACUGUCGCUCGAACCCAUCACAAUCUGCAGUCUCUCGCCCUGGGACUGACCAAGACGUCUUUUGGAAUCACGCUGUUGCGUUUGAUGCCCGGGGGCUGGGAGGCAAAACUCAUCUGGGGGCUUAUCAUCUCCAUGAACCUGCAGUUCGCCGUGCACAUGAUCGCUACAUGGCAGGCCAUCUGUGGUGCUCCCGACCAGGGACAUAUCGGAGGGGAUAACUGCUGGAAAUUGAGCCAGUCUGUCACUUUUACCGUCUUUAGCGCUCCCCUCGCGUUGAGCAUGGGUGUCCUCGCUGGGAUCACGGGCGUGAUGAAAGCCGUCCAGGGGUAUAUGCUGAUCGACGUGCGAUCUCCCGACUACCUGAAUACCCAAGCGGUCUACUGGAUAUGGUCCAUGGCCGAGCCCAAAGUCACCAUCGUUUCCGCGUCCAUCCCCGUCCUCCGUGGCUUCAUCCGCAACGUCCGAACGCGCACCGAUUCGACGCCGAGAGCUGGUACAUAUCUCAAGACGGGCGACAACAGCACUGGGAGAUUCUAUAACCGCACCGUCACGGCAGGGCGAGCCCACCCGGAAGACCAAGACGGCGCAAGCGACAGCAGCAUUCUGGGACGGAGCCCUCAGGAUGGAGAUGGCGGCAGCGGAGGGGGCAUCACUUGGACAACUGAAAUUAGCGUCGAGUAUGAGCCCAGGCCUCAGGCAGAGAAUGCGACGAAGGAUGUGCGCGGGAAUGUAGAAGUGAUUGAGAUGGAUAAUAUUUGCCGAUGA
Fusarium vanettenii 77-13-4 is the source of this 1002-nucleotide messenger RNA. RefSeq lists its product as uncharacterized. The transcript has 4 exons. Lineage: Eukaryota; Fungi; Ascomycota; Sordariomycetes; Hypocreales; Nectriaceae. Bases 1 to 1002 code for a protein of 333 amino acids. The record is from RefSeq and is a predicted model, not a curated record.